AUGAUGUCAGACUCUUCUGAUCACAGUGAUCACAUCCAACAACCCUUGAAGAGUAAAAAUGACUCCAAAGCAUUUAGACACAAGAAUUAUAUUAAAAUACACAUGAGAAUACAUACUGGAGAGAAACCUUUUACUUGCUCUGUUUGUAAGAAGAGUUUUUCCAUUAAGCCUGCCAUGACCAGACACAUGAGAACACACACUGGAGAGAAACCUUUUACUUACUCUGUUUGUAAGAAGAAUUUCUCCAGAAAGUCUAACAUGUCCUCACACAUGAGAACACAUACUGGAGAGAAACCUUUGACUUGCUCUGUUUGUAAGAAGCGUUUCUCCACAAAGCAACAUAUGGUCACACACAUGAGAACCCAUACUGGAGAGAAACCUUUUACUUGCUCUGUUUGUAAGAAGUGUUUCUCCAGAAAGCCUGACAUCUCCAUACACAUGAGAACACACACUGGAGAGAAACCUUUUACUUGCUCUGUUUGUAAGAAGAAUUUCUCCAGAAAGUCUAACAUGUCCUCACACAUGAGAACACAUACUGGAGAGAAACCUUUGACUUGCUCUGUUUGUAAGAAGCGUUUCUCCACAAAGCAACAUAUGGUCACACACAUGAGAACGCAUACUGGAGAGAAACCUUUUACUUGCUCUGUUUGUAAGAAGUGUUUCUCCAGAAAGCCUGACAUCUCCAUACACAUGAGAACACACACUGGAGAGAAACCUUUUACUUGUUCUGUUUGUAAGAAGAGUUUCUCCACAAAGUCUAACAUGUCCUCACACAUGAAAACACAUACUGGAGAGAAACCUUUGACUUGCUCUGUUUGUAAGAAGCGUUUCUCCACAACGCAACAUAUGAUCACACACAUGAGAACACAUACUGGAGAGAAACCUUUUACUUGCUCUGUUUGUAAGAAGUGUUUCUCCAGAAAGCCUGACAUCUCCAUACACAUGAGAACACACACUGGAGAGAAACCUUUUACUUGUUCUGUUUGUAAGAAGAGUUUCUCCACAAAGUCUAACAUGUCCUCACACAUGAGAACACAUACUGGAGAGAAACCUUUAUCCAAGUGGUAUUGCUCCGCUGAAUAA
Molecule: messenger RNA, 1083 nt
Organism: Nerophis ophidion (straightnose pipefish)
Lineage: Eukaryota; Metazoa; Chordata; Actinopteri; Syngnathiformes; Syngnathidae
Product: gastrula zinc finger protein xLCGF3.1-like
Exons: 3
Coding region: 1-1083 (360 amino acids)
Biological process (GO): regulation of transcription by RNA polymerase II
Molecular function (GO): RNA polymerase II cis-regulatory region sequence-specific DNA binding; DNA-binding transcription factor activity
Source: RefSeq, a predicted model, not a curated record